AUGGCCGCAGUGAUCGACUUUCCAUUCGCACUGCCUGCUGCGCCAAAAAACUAUGCGCCUACGCAGGCGUCUACUUCUGCUUUGUCUCUAACGAGUGUGGAAGUGGCGCCAGUGGGCGAUGCAUUCCUUGGUCACAUGCGUAGGCAACUGCAUAAGAGCACGUUUGAAGAUGACGACGCUCUCAUGAAGCAGCGCCUGGACGAGCAUGCCGCUGCUAACACGGAAGUCAAUGAGCUUGAUAAUGACAUCGGUGAGGAGCCGGAAAGUAGAGAACUGCUCGAAAGUGAUCCAAAGGAAUGGAAGUCUCUUGACCACUACGCAGUACUGGGUCUCUCGUCCCGUCGCUACAAGGCCACAGACUAUGAAAUCAAGAUUGCGCACCGCAAAAAGGUCCUCAAGCAUCACCCAGACAAGAAAGUGGGUGCUACAGGCCUGAGUGACGACGCAUUCUUCAAGUGCGUCGCAAAGUCGUUUGAGAUCCUCUCGAACCCUGAAAAACGCCGUCAGUUUGACAGUGUAGAUGAGGGCGUGGAUGACGACGACGUACCGACCGGCAAAGAGAGCCCGGAUAGGUUCUAUGAGCUGUGGGGGCCUGUGUUUGAGCGGGAAGCCCGGUUCUCGAAACGGACGCCUGUGCCUUCGCUCGGCACAAAGGACAGCACAAAGGACGAAGUUGACGACUUUUACAACUUCUUCUAUGACUUUGACAGUUGGCGCAGCUUCGAAUACUUGGACAAGGAGGUAAAUGAUGGCAGUGACAACCGUGACGAAAAGCGCUACACGGAAAAGAAGAACCGCAACGAGCGUGCGCGUCGCAAGAAGGAAGACAAUGCUCGUCUGCGUAACUUGGUCGACAAGGCGCUCUCUUUGGACCCACGUAUCAAGGCAUUCCGUGCCGCUGAGCGUGCUGCUCGUGAAGCCAAAAAGAACAAGGGCCGUCCGGGAGCACCUAGCGGUAAGAGUGCUGCAGAGGUGGCCGCGGAAGAGCAGCGCAAGAAGGAAGAGGCCGAAAAAGCCGCCAAGGAAGCCGCUGCGAAGGAAGAGGCCGAGAAGGCGGAACGCGAAGCCGCUAAAAAAGUGCGCGAAGCUGCGAAGAAGAACCUCAAGAAGGAAAAGAAAAGCAUCCGGAACAUCAUCACCGGUGCAAACUACUUCCAGCCUGAAGGCGUGUCGCCCUCAGCGACUGUGCUUGAGAAGCAGCUUGGUGCUCUGGACGCCCUGUGCGGUGCAUUGGAGCCUGAACAAGUGGUGGCCCUGCGCGAGUCAUGUGAAAAAGGACACGCUGAGGCUAAGGCCGCACUGCACAAGGCCUGUGAGGACAAGGGUCUGGGCGAUGCAUUUGCGUAG
Molecule: messenger RNA, 1347 nt
Organism: Malassezia globosa CBS 7966
Lineage: Eukaryota; Fungi; Basidiomycota; Malasseziomycetes; Malasseziales; Malasseziaceae
Exons: 1
Coding region: 1-1347 (448 amino acids)
Biological process (GO): 'de novo' cotranslational protein folding; regulation of translational fidelity
Cellular component (GO): cytosol
Molecular function (GO): ribosome binding; Hsp70 protein binding
Source: RefSeq, a predicted model, not a curated record